Drosophila biarmipes is the source of this 3810-nucleotide messenger RNA. It is a transcript of the gene Mat89Ba, whose product is annotated as nucleolar protein 6. The record is from RefSeq and is a predicted model, not a curated record. Lineage: Eukaryota; Metazoa; Arthropoda; Insecta; Diptera; Drosophilidae. The coding region runs from base 144 to 3740 and encodes 1198 amino acids. Gene Ontology annotation, cellular component: UTP-C complex; small-subunit processome; CURI complex. The transcript has 6 exons. Gene Ontology annotation, biological process: rRNA processing; tRNA export from nucleus.
CCUUGGCCUAGGGUGGCCAUAUUCAAAGUGCGGAUAAAAUACCGCAUACUGAAAUACCGCAAUUGCAACACGUGCGAGUGUCGCUCUCUCUCCAAAAGAUAAAUAAAUUAUUAUUUAAAUAGGAUUUGUUCAAUUAAUACGAUAUGUUAAAAAAUAAGAGAAAGCCAGGGCAGUUUGUGCGGGCACCGAAAAAACCUUCGAAGAAUGCCGAAGAUGUACCUGCUGAGGAUCACAGCGACCAGGAGCGGCCCACUACCAGUAGCGAUGAUGGCUUCGAUGAGCCCAAACCCACUCCCGCCAAGAAGGAGCAGGCGCCUGCUACCAAACCAAAGAAGAACAAGUUCAAGCAGAAGGAUGAGAAUGUUAAGCCGCCCACGCUGGAGGAGAUGAAGGAGCUGCGCGACACACAGAACCUAUUCCACUCCAAUCUCUUCAGGCUGCAGGUCAAGGAGAUGCUGGAGGAGCUCCAGUUGAAGCCCAAGUACACAGAUUUCAUUGACAACUGGCUGGAAUCUUUCACCGCCUUCACACGCCAGCUAAAGGAUGGUUUGCUGGAGCGAACCCAUCUAGAGGUGCCUCUAAAUCUGGCCUCUAAGCCAACCAACUUCGUUUUCUCAAAACCCACCAGGGAACCUUACCUGAUUGGAGCCGCCUCCACGGGCACACUGCUCGGCCCCAAAAUCGUGGUGGACGUGGCUCUUGAGAUGCCCAAGGAAUCCCUGCAUAAAGACGAUUACCUGAACCUUCGCUAUGACCAAAAGAGAGCUCUAUACCUCACCUAUGUGACGGAGAGGAUGAAGGAGUCACCAAUUUACGCCCAGGAUCAGUUUAGCUUCAACUACUACGCCAACAAUCCACUGAAACCUGUGCUGGAGCUGACUCCAGCGGCCAAGCAGGUCACCAAGCACUUGCAGGUGCGCCUGUUCAUCACUGCCCCGCUGAGCAGCUUCAAGCCGGGCAGGUUCGUGCCCUGGAACAACAAUAUUCGCCCCUCGUUCUUCGGUGACGAGUGGGACGAGGAGGAGCCGCUGCCCUCCACCCAGCACUACAACGCCAAUGUACUGUUUGAUCUAACGUUGUCCGAGAAUCAGGCUUAUCUUGAAAAGGCGUUCAAGGGGAAGCGCAACUUCCAGGACGGUCUGCUGCUUCUUAAAGUGUGGCUCCGUCAACGAGGACUGGAUAUAGGAUUCAGUGGCUUUGGCGCCCACAUCCUGGCCGCCUUUAUUGUCUACCUGAACUCGCAGCGAAUCCUGCACCAGUCGAGCAGCAGUUACCAGGUGGCGCGCACCGUGUGGAACCAGCUGGCCAACACGGACUGGACCAAAGGCAUCAGCCUGUCUCCUGCUGCCAUUCAGACAGAGGAGCUGAGCAAGUUGGCCGCCCAUUAUGACGUUUGUUUCAUGGAUUUCACUGGCCAGCUAAAUUUGUGCGCCAAUGUUCCACUUUAUCUCUACCAGAGGGUGCGAGAGGAGGCCAAACUGGCGGUGGAGCUAUUGAAUGACAUGAAGCUGAACAGUUUUCCACUGAUCUUCAUGCAGAAGUGUCCACUUUAUAGUAGGGUGGACAACAUCCUGAAGAUUACCAAUUAUUCGUGUAUAAAUCAAAUGCUUAUGCUGCAUUCGAAGCCGCGAUCCAAGUAUGAUUAUGCCAAGUACGGCUACCCGCAGCUGCUUCAACUAUUAACAGAGCUCCUCCAAAAGGGACUUGCUGAACGUGUCCAUUCUAUUCUGCCCUUGGAAACGCCGUGUACCGCCUGGCCUGUGGAAAGCAAGGCUCCUGUGAUAGGAAAGCACAUUCAACUGGGCCUGGUACUCCAGCCAGAGCACGCCUACGAGGUGUUAAACAAGGGACCAGCCGCCAAUGAGGAUCCGGAGGGAGCUGCAGAAUUUCGACGGUUCUGGGGAGAAAAGUCAAACCUUCGGCGGUUUCAGGAUGGCAGCAUCACGGAGGCUGUAGUUUGGGGCACUGCCCAGGAUGCGCCCGCCAAGAAACGGCUAAUUGUACGCCAGAUAGUCCUGCAUCUGCUGGAGCAUCACCUACAACUGGAGAGCAAGGAUGUGCAAUAUAUCGCCGCAGAAUUGGACCAGGUCUACAGCCUGACUCCAUGGUUCAAGGUGAAUAAGCUGAAGACCAAGAUUCCAUUGGAUCAAGACACCGAUGCGGAGGCACUCAGUCCGCACGUCAUUCGCUGUUAUGAUGAACUGGCAAGGCAGCUACACGGCCUGAAUGACCUGCCGCUAGAUAUCGUCUCCAUAUCGGGCACCUCCCCCGUUUUCCGUUACUGCGAACCGCAGCCAGUGCUGCCGCAGGCGCGAAUGGCAGAAAAGUUCAUCCUUGCCAGCCACGUUCAGCGAGUGGUAAUACAACUGGGCCAGAGCGGCAAGUGGCCAAACGAACUGGAGGCACUGCGAGCUAUUAAGUUAGCCUUCCUCAUCGAGAUUGGCGAGAAGUUGGAGGCGCAGUGCCACCUUAAAUGGUUGCUCUGCGUUGAUGGUCUUUUGGUGCUCAAGCAGGGAUACUGUUUCCUGAUACAGCUGGCCCACACCAAGGAGCUGGCCUUGCUCAAGAAGGUGGUAAAUGAGCGUGGCAUCACCACAUACGAAGACAAUCCAGAUAGUCGUCUCCUAGAGCGCCAACAUUACAUCCUGCCCAAGGUGAGCGGCGCUCUGCAUUCCCUCCACCAAUCGCAUUCGGCUUUUGGACCCACUGUGCUAGUGGCCAAGCGUUGGCUGGCCACCCAGCUGCUGGACGAAGGACUGUGGCCUGAGAUGGCCACUGAGCUACUGGUGGCACAUCUCUUCCAGCAACGAUGUGCGCCACAGGCCAUAGAAGCGCCCCAGACCGGAUUCAUUCGCUUCCUGCAGCUGCUGGCCCACAGCGAUUUUAAUUGCGACCUCUUCCUGCUCAACUUUAACAAUAGCUGGAAGGAACAACAAAUUGCCGAUCUGGAGCACAGCUUUCGCAGCGACCGCCAGAGUUAUCCUCCUUUGGCUGUGGCCACUUGCUACGACAUGCAGCACGCCGGACGUCUGUGGACCUCGGAUGAAUCCCCUAGCCCUCUGGUGCUGGGACAUGUGACGCGACUGGCCCGCCAUUCCCUCGAGAUUAUCGAAACCAGCAUAAUGUCGAAGGACUUGAGGUUUGUGCGACCAGCGCAACUGUUUCGCGCUUCCAACGAAGGAUACGAUUUGGUUAUACAACUCAAGCCGGAGCUGGUGCCCAAUACGUUGAGCUACGAACUGGGAUCUCCCUUUGUGUCCUUCAGCCAGCCCAACUAUCACUUGCCCCCAGCCGGUGCAGAUUAUCUUGCCAGGAUUGUGAGAGAUUUGAGGUCUGCCUAUUCCAACUUCGCUGCCUUCUUUUAUAAUCCCCAUGGCGGCAAGGAAUUGGCCAUUGUGUGGCGCCCACCCUCUGUGUUUGCACCGAAGCCCUUCCAGGUCACCGAAGCCCAAGCCUGCGCUCCUUGUGGUAAUGGAAAUGUUCAAGUGCACAAAGAAACCUUGAUCGAGGACUUCAAGCUUAUACUAAAGGACUUCUACCUGCGCUUUGCCACACCAGAGGAGCUGAAGCGGGAGCAGCAUGAGCAUCAAAAGCCUAAGAGGUACUUCAAUGCCAGUCAGCAAAAGGAGGAGUCGAGCCCGAAACCGAAAAAGCAAAAGGUUCAGAAGGAUACUAAGAAGGAGGCACCACCCAAAAAGAAACGCCUCAUAAAAAGCUCGGCUCUGAAGGCCUUGAAUUAGUUAUAGCCAUAGCCUAUUGCCUAGCUGUGUAAGUUUCCACAUUAUAAAAUUUAAUAGACUUUUAAACAUA